GUUAUCAUUCUGAUGAUGGAAACAAAUUUCACAAUAACGGCUUUGGAGGUCGAAGGUAUGCCGAAGUAUGGGGUAAAGUUGGAGAUACUAUAGGUUGUGGCUAUUAUCCUGAUUCUGGCAUUGUUUUCUUUACCAAGAAUGGCAAAUUUCUAGGUAAUGCAUUUACUGGGUUGAAACAUAUCUGGUUCCCAACUGUUGGAGCAGAUGGUGAAUGCAAAGUUGAAGUCAAUUUUGGUGGCGGUGAACGUAAUUUCCAAUACAAAAAAGCUAGAGAAACGAGUGUUGCUGGUCCCAUUUUUAUGUAUUCUAACACACAUUUGAGAUCAAAUGAUGAACUAAGUGAAAAACAGUCGUUACAAGAUAUUAAUCGUAAAGAAAACUAA
Dentiscutata heterogama is the source of this 383-nucleotide messenger RNA. NCBI's taxonomy places the organism in Eukaryota, Fungi, Glomeromycota, Glomeromycetes, Diversisporales, Gigasporaceae. The record is from the annotation of a GenBank genome assembly.